GAGCCGAUGGGCUUUAGUCGAUCCGAAGAUCCAAUAAACAAAAGAUGCGUCACGCCUGGGCAAUAGUUGGUCUGAUGUUGCUGCUGUUGCAGCUGGUGAUGUCGCACAAAUUGAGCGAACCGGUGUGCACCUACCGCAACGCAGAGGACGAGACGGUGUUUCUCAAGUAUUUGCCGUUGCUGAAGAAGGGCCAGGACUAUGUUGAUUUCGGCAAGGAGGGCAAGUGCCUAAAGCGCGCCAUCUGCUCGGACACGUUCAAGACCGUCGUCGAGGAGUGCAGCGACCAGAAAGUCACCUGCCACAACAAGCAGCGCUACACGGGCGUCUUUCCCGCCUGCUGCGUCAAGUGCCCCUAGACAGACGUUCAGCUCCUCUGCGCCUGCAUCAAUCGAUUUCAAUGUUAAUCAAUCAAGUUAUCAAUCCACAGCUAGACAAUCACAAUUGUGCUUAGCAUUCAACACAAAUAUGCAAUAAAACGUUUGUCUUUUA
Messenger RNA from Drosophila navojoa, 489 nucleotides. RefSeq lists its product as uncharacterized. Lineage: Eukaryota; Metazoa; Arthropoda; Insecta; Diptera; Drosophilidae. The record is from RefSeq and is a predicted model, not a curated record.